This is a messenger RNA of Dichotomopilus funicola, 1446 nucleotides long. RefSeq lists its product as uncharacterized. Gene Ontology annotation, biological process: protein phosphorylation. Gene Ontology annotation, molecular function: ATP binding; protein serine/threonine kinase activity. The transcript is spliced from 2 exons. Lineage: Eukaryota; Fungi; Ascomycota; Sordariomycetes; Sordariales; Chaetomiaceae. The coding region runs from base 1 to 1446 and encodes 481 amino acids. The record is from RefSeq and is a predicted model, not a curated record.
AUGGUGAAUUUUGAGGCCUCGUUAGGCGGUGGUGGUGGUGAUUAUUUGGCGAGAGAAAAAGUGUCGGUCUCGCUUGUACCACGGUAUGGCGUGGAACAAGGGAUGUUGAGCGUCGAGAAGCUGCGAAAGAUCUGGGAAGGGGAGGUGUCUGACGAGGCAUGGGAGGCUGUGGAGAUUGUGGACUGGGAAAGGCUGCGGUUUCGGCGCCAGGUCCACGAUGUGAUAUCUCUCGUCACGGUAGAUGUUGAUGGGGCCGAACGGGAACCGGGCGAGAAGCCUGGCAGCAGCAAGGAGGCCGUGUUCAAGUGUGUCCUGCAGGAGCAGCGGUACAUGUACAACGAGCUCAAGAUGCUGUUGCUGCUGGACCGUCACCCGAAUGUCAUUUCUCGUGUGGUUGGCGUGGUGACGAAAAGGGGGCGGUUUGGAGCCAAGAGGGGCGUGUGCGGAUUGCUUCUGGAGUGGUUUCCGCUUGGAUCUCUGAGGGGGAUGCUUCUCCGGGAUGAUUACCACGAAAGGGUGUCAGUGCCUCAGAAGUUGCGAUGGGCAACGCAGAUCACCGAGGCCUUAAUUCACGUCAACAGCCUGGAACACGCAGGCUUCUACUCCGACCUCAAGCCCGACAAUCUUGUCUUGAAGAGGGACGGCCACAGCGGGAUGUUGGAUGCGGUGCUCAUCGACCUGGAGCAGCGAGGGGGAUGGUUCUCAUGGAGUCCGCCCGAGGUGACGUAUCUGGAAUAUCUCGAGGUUCUCCUCAAGAACAGGAUUACCGAGCAGCUCAAGGAGUAUUACGACGACCCCGAAUGGCUACCCGCGCCGAACAACCAACGAUACAGCAACGCACAAGGUGGGUUCAGCUCACCGUGGCGGGCUCUGUUGAAGGAGCGGAAGCUUCCAGGAUCUCGAUCCCGCCGUUUGGAACAGGCCCAGGUUUUCAUGCUCGGCAAGUUGUUGUGGUGCAUCUUUGAGGGACAGCCGCGGGUCCGAUGUGGCCUCGACCAUGAGCUCCUACGUGACCCCAGUUUGCACUAUGAUGCGGAGAGAACUGAGAGAGUCAAGGGCUUUCCGGAAUUCAAGCAUACUCCGCCUUCUCUCCAACAAUUAAUCAAGGAAUGUACAGCCGGAGCUCAGGAGUGGGACAGCGAGACGACGGCUCUCUCCCCAACGGUAUUGCUCUGCAGUGGAAAGCUUUAUGCUGGACACUCUGGUUGUACUCCAGACAGCCAUGUGAAGGACACCGUAAUGGCCGGAAGAGGGUUUUGGGUUGCCCAGCUCGAGCGUGCUCAGGAGUUUCUAAGAGGGCAGCUCUCGCUCCGGGGCAGAACAGAGAGUGGCCAGGGAAAUAGGUCGGGGAGCCUGGCCUCGCGAGCGAGUCUUGAUCCCUCAGACCAAGUUGAAAGGCGGCCACGCUUUCAGCAUGUCCUGGAGACUUUACGUUGUAGGUAUUGA